AUGGCAGAAAGCUUAACGUGUUCUGUGAUAUCUCGAAGUAAAAGUGAUGUAACAGCGAUGAAGGAGACACUUCGUGCCCAGCAGCAACUUCUGGAAAAGCUAUAUGCUGAGUUGGAUGAGGAAAGAGAAGCUUCAGCUACUGCAACGAGUGAAGCACUGGACAUGAUACUGCGUUUGCAGGGAGAGAAGGCUGUGGUGAAGAUGGAGGCAGGUCACUACAAGAGGGUGGCAGAAGAGAAGAUAGGCCAUGCUGAGGCCUCUCUUGAGGCUUUUGAGGAACUUAUGUAUCAGAAGGAAAUGCUAAUUGUGUCUCUCGAAUUUCAAGUCCAGGCUUAUAGACACAAACUUAUGAGCUUGGGGUGUGAACUCAGUGCUAAUGAGUUUGAGUUCCCAGAGGAUUUGAUGCUGAAUAAAAGUGAUAAAAGAAACGGAGAAAAUGGGGAGCAGAGUAGCACCGUUAGAAGGCUACAUUCAAUGCCCGCAAUUCAGUUUCUGAGUUCCUUGAGAGCUGCUACCAGGGAAAGAUCACCUAGUCCAGUUCUUGAUGUGAUUCCUAAGAUAGUAGAGGAGGAGAGUACUGACAAGGAAGUAGCUCAAACUAGUUUGGAUCUGACAAGAAAGUCAGUUGACUUUUCAUGUAGCAGUGGAACUCUUGAUUCUUAUUUGAACCAGAUAAAGGAGUUGAAUGAACAAGUGAGGGUCAUUUCGGAUUGUGCUGAAGGAGAAAAGAGUGCAAAUUUGAGUAGUAGAAGAGGAAGGUCCUGUUCAAUUAUAUCACAGGCAAGCAUUGAGAGGUUGCUCUCUAAUAACACAGACGAAGUGAAUCAAGGUGAAAGUUCACAUAAUGGAGGAGUUGUUAACGAUUCUCCUGGCUUGCAUAAUGUCCAUGAUGUGUAUGAAGUCCCACAAACUAGUGAAAAGCAUGGAAAAGGGUUGAAUUUGGGUGCAGAGAACAGAUUAACAAAACCAGAUCCUGUGUCUCAGGGAACGAUUGAAUCACUUGUCAAACUUGGAGCAGAAAAGAAAAAGGGUAUGCUUAAAGUGCAUCGUGAAAUCAAAACUCCUUCUCCUACAGUUAUGAUGACUGUGAGUGACCAUAAAAAAGAAGUGAUGGGUGAGGAUUGCAAUUCUCAAGCUGAGUUACAUAAGCUGAUACAGAGAAUUGAGAGGCUUGAGAGGGAGAGUGUUAGUGCAAAGCAAGAGAUUACUCAUGAAUAUGGUGAAGAGCAGUUGAGGCUGUUAAAGGACAUACAAAGUCAACUCCAAUCAAUACAAUCAGAGAUAAGAAGCUUGAAAACCAAAAAAACCAGUCCUAAGGACGACCUGUCUUUGGCUUCUCUCCAAGAGGCAAUGUUGCACUUCUGGCUUUGA
Molecule: messenger RNA, 1371 nt
Organism: Sphenostylis stenocarpa
Lineage: Eukaryota; Viridiplantae; Streptophyta; Magnoliopsida; Fabales; Fabaceae
Source: the annotation of a GenBank genome assembly